AUGGCUCGGCCGCUGCCGCUGCUGCUCUGCCUGGCCGCGCUGGGCGCCGGCUGCCGGGCGGAGAGCCAGCCCGCCGGCACGGCCGGGCCCUCGGCCGAGCCGCUGCAGGACGAGGCGGACAACCAGGAGAACAUCCUCUCGCAGCUGCUAGGUGACUACGACAAGGUGAAGGCGGUGUCCGAGGGCUCCGACUGCCGCUGCAAAUGCCUGGUCCGGCCCCUGGGCCGCGGCGCCUGCCAGAGGAUUAACGAGGGCGCCUUCAGAGCCGAGGACUUUUACACGGUGGAAACCAUCACGUCAGGGCCCAGCUGCAAGUGUGCGUGCGUGGCCCCCCCCUCAGCUCUCAACCCUUGCGAGGGCGACUUCAGGCUGAAAAAGCUGCGGGAGGCAGAAAGCAGCGACCUGAAGCUCUCCUCCAUCGUCGAGAUGCUGGAAAGUGCUUUUUAUGGCUUAGACCUUCUGAAGCUGCACUCAGUCACAACCAAGCUGGUGGGUCGGGUGGAGAAGCUCGAGGAGGGCAUGUCCAGGAACUGGACGCAGGAAGGCCAGCGGGCAGGAGCCAGCGGGGAGGAGAGUCUGCGGGAUCCCCCUGGCAGGGCAAACUGCUCCAGGCUCCUCAGCAACAGCCUGGCCGACAUCGAGGGCUCUCUGCAGCGGGACGCUGAGGCUGCCUACGCCCACUCGGAGGGGAAAUAUGAAGAAAGAUUCCUGAAGGAUGAAACCAUCUCCCAGCAGAUCAACUCUGUGGAAUCCCUCCCGGAGCUGCACCUCUCUCUGGAGGAGAAGAAGCCUGAGCAGCUCUUGCAGAGGAAGCUGCGGGUGAGGAGCCGGCCUCCUUCCAAGCCCACCAUUGUCCGAGGGGUCACCUACUACAAAGCCCAGUCCACCGAGUCAGAGAACGACAUCGAGGAGCAACGUGAGUUGGCAGAUGAGCUCUUCAGCGGGGACAACACGGUGGAUCUGCUGAUAGAGGACCAGCUCCUGAGGCCCAGCAGCAGGGCAGGCGAGCCCGUGAGAAAGCCCUCCCCAGUGGGGUGGCCGCCCACCCCUGGCAUAGCUCCCACCACCGUGCCAGCUGCGGGCACUGCUGUGACACCCACGGUGCCGCUGUCCCCUGCCACGCCAGAGCCCACCGCCGUGAGCCGGCUGACCCCCGCCCCGGAGGCCGUCACUGCCCCGGCAGGGCUGGCACAGGAGGGGACCCCACAGCUGCCAGGCACGGCCAGCACAGGGGUGGCCACAGCCACAGAGAACUUGCUCGUGGCCACCCCCACUGGAGGCUGGGGUGACACGGAGCCCAGCCCGGGAGCUUGGGUCCAGGCAAACACCCCCGCAACGCCGGUGAGCCCGGCCAUCCCUGCCACGCCAAAGGAGGGCCUGGAGGAGGAGGACAUCAGGAACAUCAUUGGGCGCUGCAAGGACACGCUGUCCACCAUCUCGGGACCCACCACCCAGAACACCUACGGGCGCAAUGAGGGAGCCUGGAUGAAGGACCCCCUGGCCCAGGAGGAGCGGAUCUAUGUCACCAAUUACUACUAUGGAAACACACUGGUGGAGUUCAGGAACCUUGACAACUUCAAGCAAGGUCGCUGGAGCAACUCCUACAAGCUCCCGUACAGCUGGAUUGGGACAGGGCACGUUGUCUACAACGGUUCCUUCUACUACAACCGGGCCUUCACGCGCAACAUCAUCAAGUACGACCUGAAGCAGCGCUACGUGGCCGCCUGGGCCAUGCUGCACGACGUGGCCUACGAGGAGUCCACCCCGUGGCGGUGGCGAGGCCACUCUGACGUGGACUUUGCCGUGGACGAGAACGGCCUGUGGGUCAUCUACCCGGCCAUCAGCUACGAGGGCUUCAACCAGGAGGUGAUCGUGCUGAGCAAGCUGAACGCGGCCGACCUCAGCACCCAGAAGGAGACCACGUGGCGGACGGGGCUGCGCAAGAACUUCUACGGGAACUGCUUUGUCAUCUGUGGGGUCCUGUACGCGGUCGACAGCUACAACAAGAGGAACGCCAACAUCUCCUAUGCCUUUGACACGCACACCAACACGCAGAUCAUCCCCAGGCUGCUCUUUGAGAACGAGUACGCCUACACCACGCAGAUAGACUAUAACCCCAAGGACCGCCUGCUCUACGCCUGGGACAAUGGCCACCAAGUCACCUACCACGUCAUCUUUGCCUACUGAGACCCCCCCACCACAGUGGGGCACUGCAAGCCAGGGGCCACCAGCACCUUUUAUUAUUAUUUUUAUUGUUAUUAUUGUUAUUUUGUACAAAUUGAAGAGUAAAUGAUGGGUUUUGUUUCAAGCUGGUUUUUUAUGGUGGAUUGUAGAUCGAUCCCCAGGCCAGAAGCACUCCCUUUGUCUUUGCUGUAUCCUUGCUUCUGAUUUUCCUUCCCAGGGGAAGGAGGUCCUCCUUUGGAAGGGCAGGCCCGGCUCUCCUACCCAGGGAAGAGGAGGUGGCCCAGACACCGUCCUCCUGAGGAUGUUUUUAGCUGGAGAUGAUCAGCAAUACACCCUGAACCAGUGCAAAGCUGCACGCACCAGGUCCCAGCGGGAUGCUGCUGCCUGCCUGUCCUGGUGGAGGACCUGCAUGUCCCAUGGGAAUGUCCCGUCUCUCAGGACCAUCUUCCCAGCUGACGGCCAGCAGGCCCCUUGGAGAUCCUGCUGUACAUGGGGCUGCGAGCACAGCUCCAGCAGCCCCUGGUGCUGGUACUUACGUCAAGGACUGUCCCCUCCAGCCGGGGCUCUGCUCUCUGCAGGCCGCUCUGGGGGGCUGGACGCACCCCGAGCCCUCACUCAUGCCUGGAGGGAGCUGGCGGCAGGAGGGGGAUGCUGUAAAUACGUGUAGAUGGCUUUUGUUUGUUCAUCUUGUAACCCAAAUAGUUCCCCUUGGCAUUUGCUGGUGAAGGCUCUGCUCAGCUGGGCACUGGGCUGCCUGGGCAGGGGCUGGCAGAGCCCUCGCUGUGCCACUCCACCUCCUACAUUCCCUCUCGUGCCCAUGCCCGCCCUGGUCCUGGACCACCAGGAUCCCCUCAGAGAGGCACAGCCCUUGCCCUCCUGCCCAUCAGCAUCUUGUAUUUACCUGCUGUCAGUAAUAAAGGAUCCAGUACCUUUGCAGCUGUUUGGGGCUUUCUUUGGCUCUGCUUCACCCUCUGGGUGCAUGACAAUGCACAGGGGUGUUUUGGGUGGGUUUUGGUUGGUUUGGGGAGAGCCAGUUUACACACCAGAUGGGGACAGACUCCAGAGGGCUUUAGGCUGCUUGGGACUGGUAC
Molecule: messenger RNA, 3275 nt
Organism: Melozone crissalis (California towhee)
Lineage: Eukaryota; Metazoa; Chordata; Aves; Passeriformes; Passerellidae
Gene: OLFML2B
Product: olfactomedin like 2B
Exons: 8
Coding region: 1-2187 (728 amino acids)
Biological process (GO): signal transduction
Source: RefSeq, a predicted model, not a curated record